Messenger RNA from Leptonychotes weddellii (Weddell seal), 2236 nucleotides. It is a transcript of the gene MARCHF10, whose product is annotated as putative E3 ubiquitin-protein ligase MARCHF10. The record is from RefSeq and is a predicted model, not a curated record. Lineage: Eukaryota; Metazoa; Chordata; Mammalia; Carnivora; Phocidae.
GUGACAGCAGCGAGCACCCCCUGUUCUGUGUUGAAUAUUCCCCUUACUGCUCCGUCUUUGCCUUCUCCCCCGUCCGGCAGCCCAAUUCCAAUUACUGCUGCCUCCUCCUGCCACUCGUGCCACCUGCCUCCCUGGCGGCCCAGGUCCCCUCCCCCCACCUCCCCCCGGGGCCCGUGCCCUCCUUCAUGAGCCCGCCUUCCUGGUCCCCGGGGCCCGUGCCCGAGUCCCCGGCCACCCUGUGCUACUUCCCCGUCUCCUGCCCCACCCCGGCGGAGACCCCUGUGCUGUGCCUGCCGGGCCCCAGGAGGCCCAAUCCAGUAGUUCAACAAGAGGGCCCAAUGUGUGCAAGUGACACUAAGCCGAAGAGGCCAACUCGAGAGAGAAGAAGCUUAGUUUCAUCCUCACAGCUAAUGACCAUGACUGAGAAUACCCCUGAGAGAGCCAAAAAAGGAGACCCAAGUGCUCUUUCCCAGAAUGAGCCACAUCCAGGCCUAUGUCAGGCCUUCCAAGGAACAAACAGCCCUCAAGUGUUGAGUGAGUCCUUGGGGCCACCACUCCAAACCACCACCACGGGAGGACCAAGAAGGGCACCAUUUAGGUUCAGAGACGAAGAUUUUUAUUCCAUUUUGUCAUUAAACCCUGGAGGAGAAGGUGAUGACACUGAAGAAGAGACCCUAGUAGAGGAAGAAAUUUUAUUGGCUGGUAUGCACCCGCCUCGUUCUCCUCCCAAUCAUAAGAGAAGUCGAUUUCUUGGGAUAUCAGUCUCUCAGGCCAAAAAUAAAAAUUUUGAAGAAAAUCCUGAAAAUUGCAGAGCUAAUUCUGUAAGAAGAAAUGAGUCCAGUCAUGGCUCGUUAAGAAUAAGCAAUACAAUGGUGCCAGUGAGAGAGCCAUCUCCUGUUGGGCCAAGGGUGUUUCAAGACCCCGAGCCACCUGACGGGGGGUCUCCUAAAGACAAUGACAGUGGUAACAGUGAACAUGAGGAUGGCACCUUUCCUUCAUGGGACACAAAAUCCGACACUAGUCUAGAUGGUGACCUCAAUGCUGAAAAUGGAUUUAGAGAUUGUACUUCAAUGGAAGAUAGGCCUGGUACCUGCGAUUACGAAAGAGAUUGGCACGCCUAUUUAAACAGUUCUAGUAGUUCUCUUGACCAUUUUCUUUCUAGUAGGCCAACGGCUCCAAGAUCACCAGUGAAUUCAUCUUAUAACACUUCUGGAUCAUUAAUGCAUUCUGCUAUGAGAGAGGAUAUUCCAGUAGAUUUGUCAAUGUCGUCUACCUUCGUUCACGGUGCAGACUCAGAGGGAAACUCAAGGUUUAAUGUUCGUCGACCACUGUCCCCCAUUAGAAAUAGGAAUCCAUAUGUCAGUGCUGAAAACCAUAGUUAUUUUCCAGUAAACAGUGCACAUAAAUUUGAUGUCAGGGGAGCAGAAGAUGUUACUUUAACAAGCCCAUCACAGGGGGCUCCAUUAUACACAGAAGACCUCUUACUCCAUCCUCAAAGCAACUUGUCCUUGGUGGAGUCUUCCAGCUCCUCUCCAUCAAGAAUGAACUUACAAGGCCAUUUGCAUGUGCCUGGGUCCCUGCAAGAAAACAUACCUUUUACUUUCUUUGCAGUUUCUGAUUUCCCAAAUCAAAAUGAUAAUGGAAACAGACCGGCAGUCUCUGCUUUCCUGGAUGAAAAGGAAGCCACUAAGAUAAAGGCAGACCCCGAGAAACUCAAGAAAUUACAAGAAAGUCUCCUGGAGGAGGACUCGGAGGAGGAGGAGGGAGAUCUGUGUCGAAUCUGUCAGAUAGCCAGGGGUUCCCCAACCAACCCCCUCCUGGAGCCUUGCGGCUGUGUGGGAAGCCUGCGAUUUGUUCAUCAGGAGUGCCUGAAAAAGUGGCUGAAAGUGAAAAUAACAUCAGGAGCGGAUCUAGGCGCUGUGAAGACCUGUGAGAUGUGUAAGCAAGGCCUUCUGGUCGAUCUGGAUGAUUUUAACGUGACCGACUUCUACCAGAAGCACCAGCAAUCCCGGGCACAGAAUGAGCUGAUGAACUCAGGCUUGUACCUGGUGCUGCUGCUUCACCUCUACGAGCAGAGGUUUGCAGAACUCAUGAGGCUCAACUACAACCGAGUUGCAAGGGAGAGGUUGUCAAGAAAUUACCCACAAUCCAGACCGGAAGAAAAUGAAAGUAGGUUUGGGGGUCAGUCCUGCCAUUUUGAGGGUAUUUGCUAAUUUACUGUUUUUCUGUGACUGGA